UGCCAACAACGCACAAGUCGGUUCACGCAACAUGUCUCUUGUUCCUCCCGAUAACUUCCAACACAUUCUUCGUCUUCUCAACACUAACGUUGAUGGCAAGAACAAGGUCAUGUACGCCUUGACUCAAAUCAAGGGUGUUGGUCGCCGUUAUGCCAACAUUGCCUGCAAGAAGGCUGAUGUUGACAUGUCCAAGCGUGCUGGUGAGCUUACCACUGAGGAGUUGGAGCGUCUCGUUACCAUCGUCCAAAACCCCACUCAGUUCAAGAUCCCUGCCUGGUUCCUUAACCGUCAAAAGGACAUCACUGAUGGCAAGUCUUACCAACUCUUGGCCAACAACGUCGACAGCAAGCUCCGUGACGAUCUUGAGCGUCUCAAGAAGAUCCAAGCCCACCGUGGUCUCCGUCACGCCUUGGACCUUCGUGUCCGUGGUCAACACACCAAGACCACUGGUCGUCGUGGUAAGACUGUUGGUGUCUCCAAGAAGAAGUAGACAGUAAUUGUAAUCUUCUGCUUUUGCCGGCCUACUGAGUGUAUUGUAUUCUUGUAGUCGUAUUGGAAUUAAAUGUGGACCCGGUUUUUCGUUUUA
Molecule: messenger RNA, 586 nt
Organism: Schizosaccharomyces japonicus yFS275
Lineage: Eukaryota; Fungi; Ascomycota; Schizosaccharomycetes; Schizosaccharomycetales; Schizosaccharomycetaceae
Product: 40S ribosomal protein S18
Exons: 1
Coding region: 32-490 (152 amino acids)
Biological process (GO): translation
Cellular component (GO): ribosome; cytoplasm
Molecular function (GO): RNA binding; structural constituent of ribosome; nucleic acid binding
Source: RefSeq, a predicted model, not a curated record